This is a messenger RNA of Cuscuta europaea, 769 nucleotides long. The record is from the annotation of a GenBank genome assembly. Lineage: Eukaryota; Viridiplantae; Streptophyta; Magnoliopsida; Solanales; Convolvulaceae.
GUUUAACCUGCAUGACCCGCCGAAGAGCUCUAUUUUGGACGCUCAGGUGGAGGCUUUCUUGGAAGGGGGGCCGAGGAGCGUGAAGGAUUACAUCACUGAAUACAAGAUGGCCGCCCUCGGCUUCGUGAGGUACUAUGUCUAUGGUGACAAGGAGGAUGACCUCCAACUCUGGCCGAGGAUGACCACCACCUUUGAGGAGGCCGACGGCCCGGACUUGGGCAUUCCUGCUGAGGCCGAUGAUUUUGUCAUGGACCGUCGUUCCAUGAUGGCUAUUGCCAAGGCCAAAGCGGCCAAGGAGAUUGCUGCUAAGGCGGCCGAGGCGGCCAGACGUGCCGUGGUCGGUGGGAGCGGGGCUACUGCUGAUGCGGCCCCAAAGCCUGCUCCAUCGAAGAAGAAAAGGCCGGCCACUGACGGCCAGAAAAAGUUGACUGAGGCUGGCGUGAGCGUCUCUAAGAAGACGAAGAGGGCUCCUUCCCCUUCUCCGGCUAGUGAGGCCGGUACUCUUACUGUCCCCAGUGUGGACGAUGGUGGUCCCGUCGUGGACCUUACUGUUGCUGACGAUGCUGCCCCAUCGCUUCCUCUCGUCCAGGAACCACGGACGCAGAGGGCCGGCAAGGAGAUUGCCGGUGCCACCUACCAGAAGGUGGUAGAAUACCCCGUCGGCGGGGGCGUGUUUAAUGAUCUCGUCCCUGGCCACGUCGUCCUGGCCAAGGCCAUGCCGGCCAAAGAUCGGGCUCACUUGAAGAAGCUCGAGGACCCGAAGAUUUAC